GACGUCAGACGCACGGUCCCCAGCAACGGCCGCACGUCGCGAGCUCGCCGGGAACCCGGAAGCGGCGGCGGUGGUGGCGGCGGGCGGGCACGCUCCGAGCGGCACAGGCGGCGGAAAGUAGUCCCGGGGGCGGCGCGGUGUCCGGCGGGGAACGGCGGCAUCCUCGGCAGCCCCGGCCCGGUAACCCCCCACGGACCGCACGGCGGCGGCGGGGAUGGCGGCGGACAAGGCCGCGGAUCAAGGUACUGAGAAACAUGAAGGAGCGGGUACUUCAGGGAUUACUGAUCAGGAAAAGGAGCUGUCGAGCAGUGCACUACAAGCUUUUCUGGCUGGAAAUUAUGAUGCUUGUUUGCAACACCUAAAUACCCUUCAAGACAUAAACAAAGAUGACUACAAAAUAACACUGAAUACUGCUGUUGCAGAGUUCUGUAAAAGUAACCAGACUACAACAGACAAUUUGAGGCAAACCCUUAACCAGUUGAAGAACCAGGUUCACUCUGCUGUUGAAGAAAUGGAUGGUUUAGAUGAUGUUGAAAAUAGUAUGCUUUAUUACAAUCAAGCUGUUAUUUUGUACCAUCUGCGUCAGUAUACUGAAGCUAUAUCAGUUGGAGAGAAGCUGUACCAGUUUAUAGAGCCUUUCGAAGAGAAGUUUGCACAGGCUGUGUGCUUCUUGCUUGUGGACUUGUACCUGCUAACUUACCAAGCUGAGAAAGCCUUGCAUCUGCUUGCUGUUCUGGAAAAAAUGAUUUCACAGGGCAAUAAUAACAGCAAGAAUGGAAAAAAUGAGUCAGGUAAUAAUACAAAUAAAGACUCCUCUAAUCAAAAAGCUGAAAGUGGAGCUUUAAUAGAAGUUGCUAAAUCUAAGAUACAUCAGUAUAAGGUGAGAGCCUAUAUCCAGAUGAAGUCACUAAAAGCAUGCAAAAGGGAGAUCAAGUCUGUUAUGAACACAGCUGGAAAUUCAGCUCCGUCUCUCUUUCUUAAGAGUAAUUUUGAAUAUUUGAGGGGCAAUUACCGUAAAGCAGUCAAACUUUUAAACAGUGCAAACAUUGCUGAACAUCCAGGCUUCAUGAAAACAGGUGAAUGCUUAAGGUGCAUGUUCUGGAACAAUCUUGGCUGCAUCCACUUUGCAAUGGGAAAGCACAAUUUAGGAAUUUUUUACUUCAAAAAAGCCUUACAAGAAAAUGAUAAUGCGUGUGCGCAGCUAGGAACAGGUAGCUCAGAUCCAGGUAAAAAAUUUUCAGGGAGGCCCAUGUGUACGCUGCUGACCAACAAACGGUAUGAGUUGCUCUACAACUGUGGAAUUCAGCUCCUGCAUAUCGGGAGGCCUUUAGCUGCCUUUGAAUGCCUGAUUGAGGCAGUCCAGGUUUAUCACUCAAACCCUCGCCUUUGGCUGAGGAUAGCUGAAUGCUGCAUUGCUGCCAAUAAGGGGACUUCAGAACAAGAGACUAAAGGUCUUCCAAGCAAAAAGGGAAUUGUGCAAUCUAUAGUAGGUCAAGGCUACCACCGUAAGAUAGUCCUGGCAUCCCAGUCAAUACAGAAUGUUGUUUAUAAUGAUGGGCAGUCUUCAGCAAUACCUGUAGCCAGUAUGGAAUUUGCAGCGAUUUGUCUAAGAAAUGCCUUGCUGUUACUUCCAGAAGACCAGCAGGAGUCAAAGCAAGAAAAUGGAUCUAAAACUAGUAAUCAGCUAGGUGGAAAUGCAGAAAACAGUGAAAGCAGUGAAGCAUGCAGCAAUAAAAGUCAUGAAGGGGAUAAAUUCAUUGCAGCUCCACCUUCUUCACCUUUGAAGAAACAGGAAUUAGAAAAUUUAAGGUGCUCAAUACUUGCCUGUAGUGCUUACGUGGCUCUGGCUUUGGGUGAUAACCUUAUGGCAUUGAAUCACGCAGAUAAACUCCUUCAGCAACCAAAGCUGUCAGGGUCUCUUAAGUUUCUCGGGCAUUUGUACGCAGCAGAAGCUCUCAUCUCUCUAGACAGAAUAUCUGAUGCCAUCACUCACUUGAACCCUGAGAACGUCACUGAUGUUUCCCUUGGGAUUUCUUCAAAUGAACAGGAUCAAGGGUCUGACAAAGGAGAGAAUGAGGCAAUGGAAUCUUCUGGCAAGCAGACCCCACAGUGUUAUCCCAGUUCAGUCACAUCUGCACGAACAAUGAUGUUGUUUAACCUCGGAAGUGCUUACUGCUUGAGGAGUGAAUAUGACAAAGCUCGAAAGUGUCUCCAUCAGGCUGCUUCAUUGAUCCACCCCAAAGAGAUCCCUCCAGAGGCUAUUCUGCUGGCUGUAUAUCUUGAAUUACAGAAUGGUAACACUCAGCUGGCAUUGCAGAUCAUCAAGAGAAACCAGCUUCUCCCUUCUGUGAAAACACUCUCUGACAUGCGGAAGAAGCCUGUUUUUCAGCCAGUCCAUUCAAUCCAGCCCAUUCAGAUGCCAGCUUUCACCACUGUUCAAAGGAAGUGAGGGUUUGAUUGAGCUUGCUGCUGCCCUUUCUAUGAGGGCUUGGGAUUUUGUAUAUUUUUUUAACCUAGGACACCUGCAUACCCGAGGUUGCUGGAGUGUGUUCAUUUCUGUAAAUUUUUAAUAAAACACCUAAAUGCCUCUAG
Molecule: messenger RNA, 2592 nt
Organism: Cygnus atratus (black swan)
Lineage: Eukaryota; Metazoa; Chordata; Aves; Anseriformes; Anatidae
Gene: CNOT10
Product: CCR4-NOT transcription complex subunit 10
Exons: 19
Coding region: 215-2449 (744 amino acids)
Biological process (GO): mRNA catabolic process; negative regulation of translation
Cellular component (GO): CCR4-NOT complex
Molecular function (GO): protein binding
Source: RefSeq, a predicted model, not a curated record